Messenger RNA from Dermacentor albipictus, 429 nucleotides. Lineage: Eukaryota; Metazoa; Arthropoda; Arachnida; Ixodida; Ixodidae. The record is from RefSeq and is a predicted model, not a curated record.
AUGAGUGACGAAGCGGGCUUUCGCUGCAAAAAAUGUCGGCGCACUUUGUUCAGCAGCAGCCACAUGGUUUCAGCCCACGGUGAUCCGUGGUCGGGUCAUGUGGCCUUUUCAUGCCCACUCAACAAGAUCGACACGGUCUGGUAUGUCCGAGACGAAAACCUUCCCGACUGGCUCUCGGAGCAGCUGGACAACGGUGAAUGGGUCAAAGGAAAGCUCUACUGCCCUGAGUGCAAUGCUCGGCUGGGAUCCUUUGACUUUGUGACGGGUGCAAAGUGUGAUUGCGAAGAGUUUGUGCUGCCUCCAAUACACAUAUCCAAGAGUCGGAUAGACUGUGAUCAAACACACAAAAUGGCAUCAAUCCUUCAGCACAUCGUGAAACCACCAAUUACGCAGUCAGUUACCAACUCCAGUGAACUGAGUGCAAGCUGA